Messenger RNA from Cryptococcus deneoformans JEC21, 1150 nucleotides. RefSeq lists its product as hypothetical. Gene Ontology annotation, biological process: pantothenate biosynthetic process. Gene Ontology annotation, cellular component: cytoplasm; mitochondrion. The coding region runs from base 36 to 1118 and encodes 360 amino acids. NCBI's taxonomy places the organism in Eukaryota, Fungi, Basidiomycota, Tremellomycetes, Tremellales, Cryptococcaceae. The transcript has 2 exons. The record is from RefSeq and is a predicted model, not a curated record. Gene Ontology annotation, molecular function: NADP binding; 2-dehydropantoate 2-reductase activity.
AGAAGCAGUACUGAUAUUGUACUCGACCAUAUCUCAUGGGCCGGGUACAUAUCCUUGGCAUUGGGUCCAUUGGCACCCUUAUUGCCCAUCAUCUUCGCUUGGCUCAUCCCUCUCUCCCUCUCACUCUUCUGGUUCGUAAUGCCUCCCUUUUCUCAGAUCUGUCUGUCACGCGCAAUGGAAUAACUUCCAGAUCUUCAAAUUAUGACUUCGAGUCCCCGAACUCCGAAGGAUGCCACAUAACAUCUCUAAUUGUGACACUGAAAACGACUCAAACACUCUCAGCCAUCCGGCCUCUGCUUCCCCGCUUGAGUCCCACUUCGGUCGUGACUCUGUUGCAAAAUGGGAUGGGUGUAUAUGAUGAGUUAUGCGAGCAUCUGUGGCCAGAGAAUACCAACCGACCAUUCUUCGUUUUAGGUACAACCCCGCAUGGGGUCGCACCUGCUGGCGGUAAAGGCGUAAUUGGACAUCACACACCUAAUGGUCAUGGAGAUAUCAAAUGGGGAGUAGUACCACAUCCUAGAAAAGUCGCAGACCCCUUGGAAAAGUGGUUAUUUGGUUCAAACUCAACAGUUAUUGAAUCGCCUUUGCAACUUCCAGCCGUACCGGAGGGUAGUGGAGACCUGACCAAUCUUCAUUUUACUCUCUCUGCUCUGCUUUCCACAACACCCCUCAACCCUAUGCUCUUAUCCUAUCAUCAAUUGCGUCUGGCCCUAUUGUUAAAACUGGCUGUGAAUGCAGUUGUUAACCCACUUACCGCCGUUUUGGGAAGAGGGCAGUUGCGAAACGGCACUCUAUCCACCUAUAGCGGCGGCACAGCGCUGGUCGAGGCCGUGGUGGACGAAACAUCUAGGGUCUUUCUGUCCUACCUACAAACCCAGUCCUUCUCCUCGGAGGAGCUGCAAGCGUUUCAACCACACGUCCUUCAGCAGCAUCUUACGAACAUCAUCGCCUCUACGGUUGAUAAUACAUCUUCUAUGGCUGUAGAUAUACGCGAGAAAAGACUUACAGAGGUGGACUAUAUCAAUGGCUACGUUGUCAAGCUUGGUGAGAAAAUGGGUUUGGAGACACCUGUUAAUGAAAUGCUGUAUAAUAUGGUCAAAUUUAUAGAGUCUAUAUAAUGUCUAGAUACAUGAUAUACUAAUACAACGAC